AUGCCAGAACAAGGACAGGUCUUGCAGUCUCGAGUGGUCCGCCGGAGAAAUCCACGCCCCAUCAACAGCUGCGUUGAAUGCCGCACCCGGAAGUCGCGAUGCUCCAAGACGCACCCUUGCCAGAACUGCACAGCCUUCGGGCGCGAGUGCGUCUUCAUCACCGUCCCUGAGAGCGCUGCGCGCAAGAAAGAGAGGGAGCAGAGAGAGCGCGCGCAGAGUAAGAGUGGCGCUGGUGUCACCAUCCCGGACUGGACCAAGAACCUCCCCGUGCGCACGCAGAGUAGUGCCAGUGUGCAUGAUGGGUACGAGAAUGCGAACUCCGUCGACACCACCACGCCUGGCACGCCUCCGCGAGACUAUGAAUGGGAAGCCUACCAGCAGGAUGUCGAGCCCGAAACGGAUGCCUGGGAGAGACUGCCCGCAGAGCCCGAAGAGACGCAGGACGAUGUAUACGAGGACGAGAAUGAUGAUGAAGAUCAGAUUGCGACGGAUCUCACCAUUCGAAUCGGGAGGAUGAUCAUUUGUGAGAAUGUCACCGGAUUUUUCCGCCCCCAAUACGCCGAAGAGCUCGGCAAGCUUCUGUCUGAGAGCUUCACCCCCUCGUCAUCAGUCACGGGCCAGAGAGCGACACAGUCGUCUGCUCUGCUGUCCGCAGAACAGAUGCCGUCGCUUGCACCGUCGCUGAAUCUGCUGCUAGGUGGCUCGCUGCCUCUUCAUCAAAACCAGGAUGUGGAAGCACCGCAGCUACCGACAAAGAUGGAAGCAGAGGGACUACUACAGCGAUACACAGAAGCUGUCAGCCCUCUUGCGCACGUGUUGCAUCUUCCGUCGUUCAAGCGCAUGUUUGACCGCUUCUGGAUGAAUCUUGAGAUUGGGAAUCCCAACCAGAAUUCAUGUACUGCCUUGAUUUUGGCCGUGUGCAUGGCUGCUGCGGCGUCUGUAUCGCCUCUGCAAGCCAAGUCACAGUUUGGCAUCACAAAAGAGGACCUGUUCUUGCGCUUACAAAAAGCUACGGAGCGGGCAUUGCUUCGUGCUAAUUGGGCGAAGACGUCCAAUAUACGGACUUUGCAAGCUUUGACUAUCUACCUGCGACACGUUCGAUCGCUCUUGUGGUACCAAAUCUGCUUCUUAGACUUCAAGACAGCCGAAGCGCAAGGACCCCAUCCAUCCAUUCGAUCGGACGAUUUCGACAUUGCGCUCCCGUUGAAUGUAGACGACGACGUCUUCGAGUUUGGCAGUGCAAAAUGGCAGCAACACCCCGCCUCCACCACCGGCUGGUCAGACGUCACCUUAUCGCUGAUACGCUACGAGUGCAAUGAGAUCCACCGUCUCAUCUUUCGCGGCAGAAUCGAGAUGGACCGCAAGCACAUCACCCUUCACGAUCUACGCGCCCGCGUAGAAGCCAAGAAACGUCAAAUUCAAAGCAAAUACUUGCAGUACCUGGAUGCCAAUGUUCCCAUCCAACGAUAUGCAGGCCUCGUAGCAACUCUCUUAAUGUCUCGCUGCGACUCCAUGCUUCUCUACCGGCACCUCCCGCAAACCUCCCUGCAACCACGCUCAGAAUCCGAAAACCGCCUCCGCGACGUGCUCCUCACAGCAGCUCUGACCACGCUCGAAAUCGGCGCAACACUAGACACACUGCCCUCGCUCUCAGCAUGGGCCUGGUACUCAACGACCUACCAACAAUACCACGCCGUGCUCCUCCUCCUCACCGAACUCUACCGCACGCCCGAUCUCCCGCGAAAAGAGCGCAUGGCCACCAUCAUCGACCACAUCUUCGGACACUGCUACGGCGUCGGCGUGCGAGAACGCUGCUCCGACCUCCUCUUCACCGUGAAAGAGAACCUAGAAGCCUUCUACGUAAUGAAAGGCUUCAACAAAAAGCGCCAACAAAUCGCUCCCCAGCAACAUCCCACGCUCCAGCCCCUGCCCUCCUUCGGCGGCUCCGUAACGAGCCCCGCGUUUGGCGCGCAGCAGACGCCGGGUAAUAUGCAUGGCCAUUUGCAGAGGACGCCUACGUCUGGUACGCUGGAUGGCUUGAAUGUCGAUUUUGAUAGUAUACUCGGGAGCUUGAAUGGUGGCGGCGGCGGCGGCGGCGGUGGGGCAGGUGCUGGGUCGGCGGAGGAUUACGAUGUCUGGGGUGGUAUGAGCGCUGGUGCGGGUCAGGAUACGGGUGCUAUUUUUGUGCCGGUGGAUACGGGGCAUCAUGCUGAGUUUGGGACUACGAGUCCGAAUGGGGGGUUGCAGCAGUGGGAGAACUGGAAUUUCCCGCCUCAACAGCAGAAGUACGAGCAUUAA
Alternaria viburni is the source of this 2298-nucleotide messenger RNA. RefSeq lists its product as uncharacterized. The coding region runs from base 1 to 2298 and encodes 765 amino acids. Gene Ontology annotation, molecular function: zinc ion binding; DNA-binding transcription factor activity, RNA polymerase II-specific. NCBI's taxonomy places the organism in Eukaryota, Fungi, Ascomycota, Dothideomycetes, Pleosporales, Pleosporaceae. The transcript is spliced from 4 exons. The record is from RefSeq and is a predicted model, not a curated record. Gene Ontology annotation, biological process: regulation of DNA-templated transcription.